Molecule: messenger RNA, 1176 nt
Organism: Danaus chrysippus (African queen)
Lineage: Eukaryota; Metazoa; Arthropoda; Insecta; Lepidoptera; Nymphalidae
Source: the annotation of a GenBank genome assembly
AUGAGUGAUCUGGGAGAUAAAUCAUCUGAAAUUGCUGAAGCAAAUGGAAAUGUGAAUAAUGAUAAAUCAAGGAAAAGUUGGGUCAAGUUCGAUGAUGAGACUCCUCAAACAAGUGUAUUACAUAUAGAACCACAGCCUCUAAAUGAAAGUCCAAAAUCAGGUACUACUUUACAUAGGUCUGAAGUACCUGCUGUUUUGAAAACAGAGUCCGUACACGUAAAUUUGGAACGCGAAAAAUCUGUCGAACCUGUGUCUCAAAGUUCUGUGAUGAAGAAUGUGGAAUAUAUUAAUGUACGCCAUGGAUUUAAAAAUGGUGACAUAAUUGUGACCUUGUUACCUACAAACACUAAAUGGCCAUGGAUAACGGCCGCACGAUUUCGUCCAGAGCUAGUCCCAGAAGAAUUGAUGGCGCAAGGAUUAACUCUUACAGUUGAAGAAUAUGUCCAUGCUAUGGAACUUCUUGUAAAUGAUGCUCGCUUUACAUUAUACAACAUUUGUUACAAAAGAGUUUUAGUCUGCUGGAUAACUAUUGCCUUCCUUGUUCUUCUUACACUUCUAUUCUCUGGCUUAACAGGACUUUUAUUAUUAUCACUUGGAGUUUUGUGGUUGGUGUUAAAUGCUUUAGCAAUAUUCUUGUGUAUGUGGAUAAAACUCAAACUCUCUAAAGGACUUGAACAGUGUUUAGCGAGUGUUAACAAACUAUUAAACAAACAUAAACUGCUGCUAGCAUUGGAUGAUAGGGGAAAGUUAUCAUGUCACAAAGUAAAUCUAUGCUACAUUUACUUUGACUCUGGACCUUGUAUAGCACAUUUACAGCAAUUUAUUGAAAGUGAAGAGGGUAAAACAAUAAUGCAGGGUUGGGAACAGAGACUCGAUAUAUCAACUAAUGAUAUUGUUAUACAAGGGAAUAAUGCAACAAGAUUAUCAAGAAAACAGGAUAUGGCAGAGCAAAUUUUCCUGCGGUACCUUCAACGGUGGGGAAAAGACUACUUACGUCGUCGGCUUGAUUGGACGUUGGACGAAGAAGGUGGCAACCCUGCGGCUCCACGGCAUUUAACACAGGCUCUAUGCCCUUGUCAAUAUAGCGAGGAAAUAUUGCGGAAUAAAGAGCCCAAAGAUACUAGGGCCUGUUGCCCACUCUGCAACGACUGGCUUAGGCGACGCGGUCUGGACUGA